Messenger RNA from Cynara cardunculus var. scolymus (artichoke), 930 nucleotides. RefSeq names its product E3 ubiquitin-protein ligase ATL41-like. The record is from RefSeq and is a predicted model, not a curated record. The coding region runs from base 69 to 815 and encodes 248 amino acids. The transcript has a single exon. Lineage: Eukaryota; Viridiplantae; Streptophyta; Magnoliopsida; Asterales; Asteraceae.
UCUUGAUCAAACCCACCUGGCUCCACCCUAAAACCCUAAUUUCUCAGUGGUGCACCCGAGCCAGAAUCAUGUCGGACGGUCAAGACGAUGAAGAUUCGCAAUUUUUCCCUCGUGGGUCUUCGCCGGAUCUCAACAGUAGGAUCUUGCUUACUGCCAUUAUAUCGUUGUCGGUCGUGGUGGUGGUUGUCACCAUGUUACAUGUAUAUGCACGGUGCAUACUCCGCCGCCAAGCCCGCCGUCGAUCCGCCAUUCGAGACAUCGGGCUCAUAGCUCGUAUCCACUCCGACGAGCAACCAAAAAGGGGUCUUGAAUCAUCGGUUAUAACGUCCCUUCCUAUACUCGUCUUUAAGGGCAUUGAUCACCACGGACGUCCGGACGAUGCAGGGGUCAGCCAAGAAUGUGCAGUUUGUUUAAGCAUGUUUGAAGAUGGUCACAUGAUUAGGGUUUUACCGAAUUGCAAACACCACUUUCAUGCCGAGUGUAUCGACAAAUGGUUAGGCUCACAGUCGACCUGUCCUAUCUGUCGUCAUGAGGUGGAGCCAGGUCCCACCAUUUUACCCUUGCCUCGUGAGCCUGGUACUGGGCUAGGGUCGGUAAGGUGGGACCCACCUUCGGCUCCGCCAAUUCAACAUACAGGUUCUAUAUCAAUAGCGGUGGAAGGGACUUCGGAUGAUCAAAUGGUACAAUCGUCGGAAAAAGCAAGUGGAACGAACUCGAGAUUGAGUUCUUUUCGAAGGAUGCUUAGUUGGGAGCGUUCUUCACAACAUAUUCGUUCGCGUACAGAAGACGAUGGAAUUGAAGAUCUCGAAAGAUGAAUCGACCAAUAUUAUUACAACAUUCAUUGUAUGUAACACUAUACUUUUUGGUUCAAACUUCGUUAAAUCUUUGUGUUAAUAUUACGACAAAUCAAUCAUCCCGGUUGCCGGAAAA